AUUGUAUACUGCUCAUCACAAUUAGGUCUGUCAAUACCAAGGCAUCGGUAUCGUUCAGACGCUUACGAGUGGAAUUGCAACGCCCACGCCUACGCAACUGCAACUGUUUUAUAGUCGAACUAGGCGUUAUAAUAGGGCCCUGACACGUGGGUAGUGCGCCUCGUGAGAGGCCUAGGCGCCCAAAACCACCGGCCUCGCCUCUUUUUGGCGUAGCGCAGCGCUUGGCACGAUGCCUUCGUGGCCGACCGCGCUGGGUGGCAUGCUCUUUGCGGGCUAUGCCGCCACCCAGGCGCAGAAGGUCGGCAUUGACGCGCCCUCUGCGUUGGUUGCAUCGGCUCUUAAGUCGCUCGGCAACGACACCGGAUACAGCCCGUCCCCCAGCGGGCGAGGAGGCAGCGAGCUUUCGGUGCUUCAAGGCGAGGUAGACCGCCUACACAAGCUACUCUCAGACGUGGUCCGGGGCCAGAAAGGCGGCCAAGGAUACACCGUCAUCCACACCGGCCGCGGCGGUUGGUCGGUGCUCAUCCUGCCCACGGCGCUGGCCGCCGGCGCCGGCUACAUCUAUAUCCGCUGGCGCGGUAUUAGCGUGUCGGACUUCUUCAUGGUCACCAACAAGUCGCUGCAGCAGUUCCGCGAGCUGGUCUCCACCAGCAUGACUCAGCUGUGGGAGGAGAUGCGCAAGCAGAAGGACGAGUUCAUGGCGCGCAUCGGCGCCGUGGGCGCGCAGCAGCAGCAGAUGAUGGCGGCGCAGCAGCAGAUGGACGAGAAGCUGGGCGCGGUGAGCGUCAACGUCGACGACAUCCGCGACAUCAGCAACACCAUCGAAGCGCGCGUGGGCCAGAUGGACCACACCAUCAACAUCAUGUCCACGGGCGUGCAGCGCGCCAACGAGGGCAUCUACCUGCUGUGCGCGGCAGUGGCGGACGUGACGCGGCGCGUGGGCGUGGACAACAGCCGGCUCAAGAUGUACGUGCAGGCCACGCCGCCUGAGAUCGCUGACGGCAACCCGGGGCUGCGCACGCUGCUGGAGGGCAUGAGCAGCGGCGACGCGGCGCCGGCGGUGGGACGCAUCACCGAGCUGCCCAGCGAGGAUGGAGACGUCAUGAGCGACGGUGCGGGCCUGGCGGUGGCGACGCGCGGCGUGGGCGUGGUGGCGGUGGCCAACGGCAACGGCGCCGCCGUGCGAUCUGGGUCGGGCGUGGUUGGUGACGACAUGCGGGUGCUGUACCGGCGCGACUCGGGGGUGCCGGCUGCAACCAGGAGCGGCGGCAUUGUGGGCUUCUUCGGUGGCGGCUCCGCAAACACCAGCGCCAACCGGAGUCGCACGCCCGCCAACGCGCAUUGACGGAUAGGCCAGCAGCGCUGUGCGUGCGGCAGUGCGGCGGCGCACGAGGGAGCGGGGCUGUAAGGGUUACGCUCUCUAAGGGGUUUGUAGUUGAAACUGUGAGCCCUGAGCAUCUCCUGGGCCUGUACAGCUGUGCUUGGAUUGCAGAGGUGCAGCUAUGCAAUGGUAGGGGUGAUGGAAAUGGGUUAUGCGUAUGGCUGUGUGAGGCUGUAUGCGCAUGCAGGGCGUGGCGGUUAAAGCAUUUUCAAGUGUUGCUGCGCGUGGUUCGCGCUCCAUUUUUAGGAGAACAGGAGAGCGCGCACUUCCGUGUGUACCUCUACACCUUCGCACAUACCGUAGUAUGCGCAGAUCAGGAUGCCGGCAGGUUAGGGUGAGGGUAGCAGGCAGGGGUACGGGGCUGUAGUGAUUGAAUUUGAGGCCAUCGUUCCACGGCCGAUGGGCGCAUGUUUGGUAGGGUCCUUGCUUCAUGAAAUUUGCGAGUUUUGCGACCGAGGGGAAUGGCAUCUGCUGGCGGGAGUUCUUGGGCCCGGCCGGGGAAGACCACCGCUUCGGGCCCGGCGCCGCAGCGUGCAUUCGGAGCGCUUGUUUCGGGACUUUUUUCGGGGGUGACGCGUGUGACGCCGCUGCAUUGUAGGCGCUGCUAUGGCACCACGUAUAAUACACUAAUUG
Molecule: messenger RNA, 2014 nt
Organism: Chlamydomonas reinhardtii
Lineage: Eukaryota; Viridiplantae; Chlorophyta; Chlorophyceae; Chlamydomonadales; Chlamydomonadaceae
Exons: 3
Coding region: 230-1345 (371 amino acids)
Source: RefSeq, a predicted model, not a curated record